Nyctereutes procyonoides (raccoon dog) is the source of this 1019-nucleotide messenger RNA. RefSeq names its product ribonuclease pancreatic-like. The transcript has 4 exons. Bases 352 to 807 code for a protein of 151 amino acids. The record is from RefSeq and is a predicted model, not a curated record. NCBI's taxonomy places the organism in Eukaryota, Metazoa, Chordata, Mammalia, Carnivora, Canidae. Gene Ontology annotation, molecular function: RNA nuclease activity; nucleic acid binding.
UGGGAGCCAGCCUGACCUAUCCUCUUAUUUCUAGUGUUUCCCACUGUACAUGGUUGUGGUAGGCGCUCAAAGUUUCCUGAGGCAAGGACAUCUGAUCGACACCUGUCUGUGAGGCUCGGAGUGAUUGCUGUGGCCAAGAACUGCCGCACGUUCACUUGCCACCCCAGGAGUGCUCAAGUGGCCAGCACCGGGACGCUCCUCCCACCCAUCUUUUCUUGGAAGCCAAGCCCCUUUGUAAUCUGUAUAAGAUUCCCUCUCCAGGGAUCGAGGGAUUGCAGAGACUGGCCUUCUGCUCUCUCCUAGAGACCACGCUAGAGACCCAGCUAGGCUCUUCCAGAAGGCAAGCCCGCCAUGGCUCAGGAGAAGUUCUUGGUGCUGUUGCCACUAGUGGUCCUGGCGUUGCUGGGGCUGGCCUGCGUGCAGCCUUCUCUGGCCCGGGAGUCGAAGGCCAUGAAGUUCCAGCGGCAGCACAUGGACUCGCACCCCGCCGCCGUCAGCGCCAGUUACUGCAACCUGAUGAUGAAGCGCCGCAACAUGACGGAUGGGUGGUGCAAGCCCGUGAACACCUUCGUGCACGAGCCUCUGGCAGACGUCCAGGCCGUCUGCUCCCAGAAGGAUGUGCUCUGCAAGAACGGGCAGUCCAACUGUCACCAGAGCCGCUCCCAGAUGAACAUUACCGACUGCCGCCUGAAGAACGGCUCCAAGUUCCCCAAGUGCGUGUACACGACCACGCAGAAGAAGCAGUACAUCGUCGUGGCCUGUGAGGGGAACCCCCACGUGCCGGUGCACUUUGAUGCGUGUCUGUAGCUCUCGGCCUGAGGCCAGAGCAGUGGGCGCCCCCCCUCCCCUGCCUUCCUGCUCUGGGGAAUCCCUGCAGCCGGGGCUCCUCCAGCCUGCUCCCAAACCCGGGCUGCCCUGCCCAGGGCUGCUCAGCUCGGUCGGGGGGCGGGGGCCCCAUGUUAGCCACCUCACCGCUUCUUUCAAUAAAGCAGAGCUGUGCUCACUUGGGUUUCCCACGC